CUCGGGAUUCCGGCCCGAGGGCUUCUUCCGCCGCUCCCGGAAGUUGCGCUAGCUGCGUGGGUAACGGGUCCGGGCUGCGGCGGCUCCGGCGGCGCUGUGAUGGACCUAGAGGAGGCGAAAGAGUUUAAGGAGCGCUGUACUCAGUGUGCUGCUGUCUCUUGGGGUAUUACUGAUGAAGGCAAAUAUUAUUGCACUUCUUGCCAUAAUGUUACAGAGAGAUCUAAGGAAGUUAUAAACACUGAAGAUAUUCCUAAUAGCAAGAUAAAAGCCAUCAACCGGGGUCUUAAAAGAAAAAAAAAGCUUGAAAAAGGCUGGGAUUGGUAUGUGUGUGAAGGUUUUCAGUACAUACUUUAUCAACAAGCAGAAGCCUUAAAGAGCCUUGGAGUAGGCCCAGAGUUAAAGAAUGAAGUUUUACAUAAUUUUUGGAAGCGCUACCUUCAGAAGAGCAAACAGGCAUAUUGUGAGAAACCAAUUUAUACCACUAGAAAGAAAGCUAUGGUAGUAGAAGAUAAUCUAAGUCAUUUGGACUGUAGUAGUGAGCCUGAGCUGCUAAGUGAUGUUAGCUAUUCUUUUGUUGAAAGUGGAGCAGAGUCACAAUCUGACAUCUUCAGUCAAAAGUCUUUCCCCGUCAGCAGCAGAGCAUCACAACCAGAAAUGGUGGCGUCUGUCUGUUCUGGAUCUCUUGAUGGAGUGGAAUACUCACAACGAAAGGAGAAGGGAACUGUGAAGAUGUCUGUGCCAAGGACACUUGCUCUCUGCUAUCUGUCGUUACUGUGGCAGAGAGAGGCAAUAACACUUUCAGAUCUCUUGAGAUUUGUUGAAGAGGACCAUAUUCCUUACGUAAAUGCUUUUCAGCAUUUUCCAGAAGAGAUGAAAUUAUAUGGGCGUGACAAAAGAAUCUUUGCUGUAGAGUCUUGGCCUGACUAUGAAGAUAUCCAUAAAAAAACAAUUGAAAUUGCCACAUUUUUAGAUUUGCCUCAUUUUCCAGACAUAACUGAAGACUGCUAUCUUCAUCCCAACAUCUUGUGUAUGAAAUACUUAAUGGAAGUCAAUCUCCCUGAUGAAAUGCACGGUUUAGCCUGCCAAGUGAUAAAAAUGACUGGAAUAGGAGAAGUGGAUUUUCUGACAUUUGAUCCCAUAGCUAAAAUGGCAAAAACUGUUAAAUAUGAUGUGCAAGCUGUAGCUAUCAUUGUAGUAGUAUUGAAACUGCUGUUUUUAUUGGAUGACAAUUUUGAAUGGUCUUUGUCUAAUCUUGCUGAAAAAUAUAAUAAAAAGAACAAAAAAGAUAAGCCAUGGUUUGAUUUCAGAAAGUGGUACCAAGUUAUGAAGAAAACCGUUGAUGAGAAAAAACAUAAAUGGGAGGAAGCAAGGGCAAAGUACAUGUGGAAAAGUGAAAAGCCACUCUACUACUCAUUCAUCGACAAACCAGUAGUAUAUAAAAGAAGAGACAUGGUGGUGAAUCUACAAAAACAAUUUAGCACACUGGUUGAUUGGACACCAACUGUUGAAAAAAAACGCCCCUCAAGUUUUCAGUUCAACUGGACUGAAGAAGACACUGAUAGAACUUGUUUCCAUGGACACAGCCUCCAGGGAGUCCUGAAGGAGAAAGGCCAGUCACUGCUAACCAAGAAUUCAUCAUAUUGGCUUAGUACACAGAAAUUCUGUAAAGGCUAUUGUAAACAUUUGACAACCUAUGAAGAAUCAAAUUUUUCUCUGAGUUACCAGUUUAUACUAAAUCUCUUCUCCUUCCUGCUAAGAAUAAAGACCUCCUUACUCCAUGAAGAAGUGAGCUUAAUUGAAAGGAAACUUUUUAAAAACAAAUACAGUAAAACAAAAAAGAAAUCCAGAAGAUCCAGGAAAGCAAGAAGGCAUUGAGAAAAAUGAAAUAGAAACUUUUUUGGAAAAAUACUUUAAUAGUGGUAAUAAUGUCAAAUUGUAAUAUGACUUCCAAAGAAUUGUGGAAAAUAUAAUUUUAUUGCAUAUAGAUACACAUUCAUAUGCAUACACAUAUGUAUGUAUCAAUGUACUUAUAAAAAUUUAUAUUAUAAAACAGGUGAACUUUGUAUUUUUCAAAUUAUGAAUAUUCUUUGAGAAAGUUAAAACAAUAAAUUAUAUAAUAUCUAGAAAUUAGUAUUUAUUGUAUUUUAAAGCUAAAUUUACUUUUUAAACUAAAUCACUUCGUUACUCUUUAUACCCCAAGUUAAAUUCCAGAUCAAAGAUCUAAACACUAUAAUCUUUUAUAUAUAAUAUAUAAAAGUAUUAGAAGAAAACAAGUAUGAAUGCUUUGAU
Molecule: messenger RNA, 2289 nt
Organism: Microcebus murinus (gray mouse lemur)
Lineage: Eukaryota; Metazoa; Chordata; Mammalia; Primates; Cheirogaleidae
Gene: TAF1B
Product: TATA-box binding protein associated factor, RNA polymerase I subunit B
Biological process (GO): RNA polymerase I preinitiation complex assembly; nucleolar large rRNA transcription by RNA polymerase I
Cellular component (GO): RNA polymerase I core factor complex; RNA polymerase transcription factor SL1 complex
Molecular function (GO): RNA polymerase I core promoter sequence-specific DNA binding
Source: RefSeq, a predicted model, not a curated record